Messenger RNA from Tribolium castaneum (red flour beetle), 1831 nucleotides. RefSeq lists its product as uncharacterized. Bases 157 to 1191 code for a protein of 344 amino acids. The transcript is spliced from 4 exons. Gene Ontology annotation, molecular function: neuropeptide receptor activity. Gene Ontology annotation, biological process: G protein-coupled receptor signaling pathway. Gene Ontology annotation, cellular component: plasma membrane. The record is from RefSeq and is a predicted model, not a curated record. Lineage: Eukaryota; Metazoa; Arthropoda; Insecta; Coleoptera; Tenebrionidae.
GAGAGACGGAUGCUGGGGGCGGCAGUGUGGCAGUAUGGGGUUGCAGCUUCAGGUGGGUGUUGCCCUGUCGUUACUGCCUAGCACAUGUAAUACUGCUAGCUCCAAUAACUGAGACUUUGGUAUUUUCCAAAAUGAAACAGAUCCAGUGACCAACGAAUGGAUUAUUUAAUAACGAUAUAUGGGUGCAUGUUUUUGGUGGGUGUUCUCGGCAAUGGGACACUUUGUCUGACACUGUGUUGCGGUCCCGGGGCCAAAACUCGCAGUCCUUUGCUCUUUGGUCUCAUUUUCGCGGACCUUCUAGUAUGCUGCCUGAGUGGCCCUGUCACUGCGGCACUCUACGUCCUUUCAAACUGGACCCAAACUUGGAAAUAUAUCGCUCUGUUUAUCCAGGCCUGGCCUGUUUCUGCUAGCACUUUAUUGAUGAUGGCUAUAUCUGUCGACCGUUACCUCACGAUUAAAAGUUACAGGCCAGCUGGGCAAGUUGCACGGAGAAGACACUUGCUUAACACUGCGGUCAUUAUCACCUGGAUCUCCGCUGCAGUAUUAUCUGGUACACAAUUUAUUUCUAAACAUCCAUGGCGGAAAAGCUUAGUUAUCACCCAUGUGCUGUUGGUGUAUGUUUUGCCAGCUUGUGCGGUGCUCGUAAGUCACUUAGGAGUGCACGCUAAGCUCACUGCAAUUUCCCUGACUGCCCGCGCCAAGCACGGCGAACUACCCUUACCAAUGCCCCUCUUGCGGAGACCGACCCACGUUAUCAUUGUUGCCGGGAUUUCCAAGCACGGUAGAGACAGGCUCCAGGCGACCGAAACGAGCGUCGAAGACAUUUCCCAGCCGCCCACCAGCACGCUCCGCAGUCGUCGCCGUCUGGCGAAUUCUUUGCUAUGGGUGGCGAUUGUUUUCGCGGUAUGUUGGUUUCCUUAUAUAGUGUGCCAAUUUUGCGGCGAAUUGGGAACGUCUCCUCCGGCAACGGUCCAACGGUACAGCUUACUUCUUGGCCACACUCAUUCGGCGUUCAGUCCAAUUCUUUACUGGACGCUGAACCACCAGUGGCCCCAGCGACCAUGUCGCUUUCGGCUCCCUGUCCUUUACAGAAGCGCUUCGUCAACGAACGAAGCCGCUCUUGGUCCAUUUCAUCCUAGACUGGUACGUCCGCCACCGAUCCGUCGAAGAUCCUCACAUUAUCUCUACUAAUGACUGUCUGUGAUUACUGGGCCUCGCUGAUAACUACCUCACGAUUCACGAUAUCUACUAUUUCUCAUUUUUGGCAUAACUUCAUUAUCGGACAAUUAAUGUUAUUGCUAAUAUGCCUAAGGAGACGGUAUAUAUGUAAAGAAAAGACGAUUUCAUAAAUAUAUUUUUUUAUUUAUAGUGAACGUUCAGGCUCUAUACAUAUAUACUGUAAUAAAUAAUUGUUGUUCAUUGUUUUAUUGCUGUUGUGUUGAUCAUUGUUCAAGUGGAACGUGAAGAAGAAUGAAUGUAGCCGACCUGACAACGUUAUUCAGCAUCCUCGACUGGUACUUUACAUAUUUAAUUAUCUCUAGGUAACAAAUAAAAAAAUCAAAAAAAUAAGUAGCGGCCAACUGUGGUUUAUUCAUAAAUGUUCAAUACAAUAAUCAACAAAGAAAUCUUAAUACGAUGUAGCUGUGAGACUAAUAAAACUACUUUUCUAUUCGUUAUUUCGUUACUUCAUGAUUGUGACUUGGCGACAAUCACUUCGUGUGUGUUAUACGUGCCUUUUGUUCUUCAUAUUACUGUUAUAUUCUUAUAUUUCUCCUCCUGGAUGUACAUAUGAGAUGUAAUUUGAAGCAUAAAUAAAUUUUAUUGUUUCUGA